Messenger RNA from Tarenaya hassleriana, 2158 nucleotides. Its product is annotated as DEAD-box ATP-dependent RNA helicase 39. Gene Ontology annotation, molecular function: nucleic acid binding; RNA helicase activity; ATP binding. The transcript is spliced from 10 exons. The coding region runs from base 100 to 2034 and encodes 644 amino acids. The record is from RefSeq and is a predicted model, not a curated record. Lineage: Eukaryota; Viridiplantae; Streptophyta; Magnoliopsida; Brassicales; Cleomaceae.
CUUCUUCUUCAAUACCAGAGAGCUCCAUGAACGUUUCAUAAACCUCGCAAAUACCCUAUCGUCUUCAACUGACAGUAGAACAAAAAACGCGCGAAAGCUAUGGUGGGUGUCUCGAGAACGAUCCUCUCCCUUUCUCUCUCCUCAUCAUUCUUCUCCUUCUCCAGAACCCCUCACCUUCUCCCAUCUCUCCGUCUCCCCAAACCCUACCCCAGGUUUUCCCCCGCUUUUCGGCCUCUAUGCGGCGCUGCAGCACCAGCCCCGGAGGAGGUGAAACUCGAAGAGCCAGACCAAUUAAAGCACACGAUCCUGCUUGAGAGAUUGAGGCUCAGGCAUUUGAAGGAAUCCGCGAAACCGCAGCAGAGUAAAAUCUCAUCUACGCGAUCUCCGGCGGGUAUCUACAAUGGAGAAGAUGAUAGCGAGCAGAGCAACAGUAAGAGGAAGAAGAAGAAGAAGGUGGUUGAGAAUUUCGAGGAACUGGGUCUGAGCGAGGAGGUGAUGGGUGCUCUGAGAGAGAUGAACAUUGAGGUUCCGACGGAGAUCCAGUGUAUUGGAAUCCCUGCGGUUCUCGAGCGUAAGAGCGUCGUCUUGGGAUCUCACACUGGCUCCGGCAAGACCCUCGCUUAUUUGUUGCCACUCGUUCAGUUGAUGAGAGAAGAUGAGGCAUCACUGGGUAAAAUAACAAGGCCUAGGCGUCCAAGGACCGUGGUUCUUUGUCCCACGAGAGAACUCUCUGAGCAGGUUUAUCGUGUGGCCAAGUCCAUAAGCCAUCACGCGAGAUUCAGAUCUACAUUGAUCAGCGGUGGUUCUCGACUAAGACCACAGGAGGAUUCUCUGAACAAUGCAAUAGACAUGGUUGUUGGAACUCCUGGUAGGGUUCUUCAGCAUAUCGAAGAUGGAAACAUGGUGUAUGGAGAUAUCCGAUAUCUGGUGCUGGAUGAGGCAGACACAAUGUUUGAUCGUGGCUUCGGUCCUGACAUUCGUAAGUUCCUUGCCCCGCUUAAAAACCGAGCAUCAAAACCGAAUGGCCAAGGAUUUCAGACUGUCCUAGUGACUGCCACAAUGACAAAGGCGGUUCAGAACUUAGUCGAUGAGGAGUUUCAAGGGAUAGAGCAUCUGCGUACAUCUUCGUUGCAUAAAAGGAUAGCAACUGCCCGACAUGAUUUCAUCAAGCUUUCGGGUUCUGAGAAUAAGCUGGAAGCCCUUCUACAGGUCCUUGAACCUAGCUUGGCCCGUGGAAGCAAGGUGAUGGUCUUCUGUAACACUUUGAAUUCCAGUCGUGCAGUUGAUCACUUUCUCGCCGAAAAUCAAAUCUCCACAGUCAAUUACCAUGGCGAGGUUCCAGCCGAACAAAGGGUUGAGAAUUUGAAAAAGUUCAAGAACGAAGAGGGAGACUGUCCAACUCUGGUGUGCACAGAUUUGGCUGCAAGGGGUCUGGACCUGGACGUAGAUCAUGUUGUAAUGUUUGAUUUUCCGUUAAAUUCGAUCGACUACCUUCAUCGUACUGGCAGAACUGCUCGGAUGGGCGCAAAAGGUAAAGUAACGAGUUUGGUGACGAGAAAGGAUGGGUUAUUAGCAGAGAGAAUAGAGGAAGCCAUAAGGAAAAACGAGAGCUUAGAAAUGCUAACGAAAGACAAUGUCAGGAGAGAUGCUGCAAGAACCCGUAUCACUCUCGACAAAGGUAGGAGCGUUAAGGUUGUGAGAGAGGCGAGCAAGCAGCGCCAAGCAAAAGCCAAAGCUGCCACCACGACGGCUGCCAGAAAGCCUUCAUUCUCUAAACCCACUACGAAAGCUUCUUCUUCUUCUACUAUGGCAAAAUCUUCAAAAGGAGGGGCGAGUAAAGCAGUAAAAAUAGCAGAGUCGAGAGCAGCAUUCGCGAGCCGGAAGAAGGAAUCAGCAGAGAGGAGAAGUAGUGGUUCCAAACUUAGUGUUGUCGGAUUCAGGGGCCGUUCAGCAGAGAGGAGAAGUAGUGGUUCCAAACUUAGUGUUGUCGGAUUCAGGGGCCGUUCUUCCUCGUCGAGGGCAUCUCGGUUCUGAGAGGUUGAAACCGUGUUCUUCUUGGCUUUAUGAUCACAAGCCAAUAAGAUGAACCAUUUCAAUGUGUAUUAACGAGACUUUGCUUUUGCGAUCGAUGAUAAUGGUAUAUGUUUUCUUUUUUCUU